GAUAGACAAUAUUCUUCCUUGAAUUGGUGGUAUUAAUAGAGUUUUCUUGCUGGAAAUGUGCCUAAAUUGAUGGGAUGCUUUUGAAUAAAUAUUUCAGUGGUACAGGAUGCACUGGAAAGUUGUUAAAGAGACAACAUGGAAGAGGAUGACGAUAAAGAUGAUACAAAAAGAAAAACGCGAAAUUUGAGUGAAAAAAGACGUAGAGAUCAAUUUAGUACCUUAGUCAAUGAACUUGGAUCCAUGGUGUCAACAAAUAAUAGAAAGAUGGAUAAGUCUACAGUUCUUAGAGCAACAAUUGCAUUUUUAAGAAGUCACAACGAAUCUGUGGUUCGAAAUAAGGCACAUGAAAUAUCCGGAGACUUUAAACCAAAUUUUAUAACAAAUGAUGAAUACUUACACAUAUUAUUAGACGCUUUAGAUGGAUUUUUAAUUACUUUCUCAAGCAAUGGCAAUAUUUUAUAUUCAUCUUAUAGUAUUUGCUCUCUACUAGGAUACCUCCAGACUGAUCUAGCUAAUGCUUCCAUAUACGAUUUUGUUGUUGAAGAAGAUCAUAAAAUAGUUUUCGAAGUGUUAAGAACGCCUUUUAUGGAUUCUUGUGUCAAAUAUAAUGAGUUUCAGCCUGGUGAUAAUGAAGUUUCGUUUGAAUGUCGAAUAAAACGUGGAGAUGCCUUUAGAAAGACGAAUACUUAUGAGAAAAUCCAGUUUUAUGGACAUUAUAGAAUAGAUAAGCGAGUUAGCCAUGGAAACAUAUCAUCAUCGACAGAUCCUCUCAAUUCUUGUACUUCACAAGAUGAAUCAGGUUGGAUUUUCUUCUGCAAAGGACUUCUUCAAAACUCUUUAUUGUUACGAGAGCUAGCAAUUGCUGAUUUGGCAGGAUCAGAAUUUACAUCACGUCAUAGUUUAGAAUGGAAAUUCAUAUAUUUAGAUCAAAGAGCACCUCCCAUAAUCGGUUAUUUACCAUUCGAAUUAUUAGGAACUUCUGGAUACGAAUAUUAUCAUAUAGAUGAUUUAGAAAAUAUUUCAGCUUGUCACGAAAAAUUAAUGCAAAAAGGUGAAGGCACUUCUUGCUUAUAUAGAUUUUUAACAAAAGGGCAACAAUGGAUUUGGUUGCAAACAAGAUCUUAUAUUACUUACCAUCAAUGGAAUUCCAAACCUGAAUUUGUUGUUUGCACGAAUAGAGUAGUUGGUUAUCCUGAAGUGAUUAAACAAUUGAAAACGGAACAAGAUACACGCAAAAUUAUACCAGAAAUAAAACCACUUAAUAAUUUGUUACAAACUGAAGCGUCGCAGUCCGGAUUAUCAAAUUGCUCUAUCUCAAAUAGUUUAUGGCCUGUUAAAUCUCCUGUUGAUAUUGUAAGUCAAAGUUCACCUGCUUGCGCAGUCCAAUGUAGACCCAAUCAGCCAUCAACUUCCCUGCAGAGAGGUCCUGAAUCAGAAGCCGCAUCAAUUUCUGUAGAAUCUCCUGGUUCUUUACGAAGUAUCAGGACAAACCAUAGCAAUAGACCGCCUUCAAACAUGACCGCAAAAUGUUAUCCUGCACCAUCCAUGCUGCCUGUAGAAAAUUCUCCUCUUAAUCCAAUAUUAAAUCAUGUAAAUCAAAGCCCAUCACUUUUCGUAGAACCGCAAUAUAUUGCUUCUGCGCCAACGCCUAAUGAUUUUAGCAAUCAAGCUUUGGAAGGGCAACUGCCGAUUACUGAUGUGUCGACGCAAAUUAACGCUCAGUUUCAGCUUCAACGAAAGCAAGAAGAAUUGCAGCAGACCAUUCAGCAGCAGCAGGAGGAGCUGAGGAGAGUUUCAGAACAAUUAGCAGCUGUUAAUUAUGGGUUUAUAACGCCUCAAACUGAGUAUAAUUCUAGUAUGCAAAUACCAUACACGAUGGCUGGAACUGUAAGCAGUACCACGAAUUGUUUUCCAUCCACUGACCAAUAUUUACAACAAAUUCUUCCUCAAGAUGGUUUGUCUUUGGAUCAGGAGCAAUAUCAACCCAUUCCUUAUGAUGAACAAUAUACAGGUGAUAUUGGUGAAAUGGGUUAUUUUGUUUACCAAGAUCAAGCAUCAAUGGGAGAUAUGUGUUCGUAUCAGAUGUCUACUCAAUUAUUGUUUGAUGAAAGUUUAACAGGUGGGCAAGGACACCAAUAA
Messenger RNA from Ctenocephalides felis (cat flea), 2139 nucleotides. RefSeq names its product circadian locomoter output cycles protein kaput (gene Clk). The record is from RefSeq and is a predicted model, not a curated record. Gene Ontology annotation, molecular function: DNA-binding transcription factor activity, RNA polymerase II-specific; protein dimerization activity; RNA polymerase II cis-regulatory region sequence-specific DNA binding. Gene Ontology annotation, biological process: circadian regulation of gene expression; regulation of transcription by RNA polymerase II. The transcript has 13 exons. Lineage: Eukaryota; Metazoa; Arthropoda; Insecta; Siphonaptera; Pulicidae. Gene Ontology annotation, cellular component: cytoplasm; CLOCK-BMAL transcription complex; nucleus. Bases 136 to 2139 code for a protein of 667 amino acids.